AUGGCGGCCCCAAAAGCCUCGACCGCUGCCGACCAGGCGCCCCUGUUACACUCUGUCGACAGCAGCGCAUCCUCCGUCCUGUCGUCUGCCGCCAGUAGCUACGACGAUGACGGCGACAGCUUCGAGACGCGCCGGCAGCGCCGCGCCUCCGCCUCCCUAGUCCGAAACAUCUCCUUCUUCUCGGCCCUGCUGUCCGCCCUGUGCGCCGGCUCCGUCACCGUCUUCUCCCUCUACGGCCACAUCUUCCAGGAGCGCCUGCGCUACUCGCAGUUCCAGGUCAACGGCGUCGCCAUCGCCGCCAGCAUCUCCAUGUACCUGCCCGUCUCCUUCCUGGGCUACUUCUGCGACCGCGCGGGCCCGGCCCCGCUGUCCUUCCUCGCGGCCUUCCUGUUCGGCGGCGGCUACGGCCUCGCGGCGGGCCUGUACAGGCGGGCGGCCAGCGACAUGGCUGCCGGCGCGGGGAGGGGGGGUGCCGUGGCCGGCGGCUGGUCGUACACGGCCAUGAUCGUGGCGUUCGUCCUGGUCGGCGCCGGCACCAGCGCCAUGUACUUGAGCGCCAUCGCUACGUGUGCCAAGAACUUUGGGAAGGGGAAGCACCGGGGGCUGGCCCUCGCGGUGCCGAUCGCCGCGUUCGGCCUCAGCGGCAUGUGGCAGAGCCAGGUCGGCAGCCGCCUUCUCUGCGAGCGGCUGCCGGACGGGAGCAGGGGCGACGUGGACGUCUUCCGUUUCUUCCUCUUCCUCGCCAUCCUCUUGUUUGUCGUCGGCAUCCUCGGCACCUUUAUGCUCCGCAUCGUCGACGAGCAGGACCUCAUCGACGGUGCCGUCGAGGAGCUGGAGCGGAGCGGUCUGCUUGAUAGCAGCAUUCUGACACCCGGGAGGACGGAGCGGGGAUAUGGCGCGACCGAGCGGUCGAACCCCUUCAACGAGGCGGGCGAUCCGAAUGUCAUGGAGUCGUCCGAAGACCUUGAGAACCUGAAAAAGACAUGGGUCUUGAACGCCGAGACGAAACGGUUCCUCACGGACCAUACGAUGUGGCUCUUGGCCCUCGGUUUCUUCUUCAUGGUCGGUCCGGGCGAGGCCUUCCUCAACAACUUGGGAACGGUCAUCAAGACAUUGUACCCGCCCACAGUGAACUUCCAAGGAGCGCCAACAUCGGCCGCGACGCACGUCUCCAUCGUCGGCAUCACGAGCACCGUAGCCCGCCUGCUCACGGGCUGUCUCACCGACUUGCUGGCGCCCAGCCCCCAGGCCCGGCACAUGCAGAUCACCUCGUCGUCGCCCGUCCUCUCCCGGCUGCGCUUCUCCGUCUCCCGCGUCACCUUCCUCCUCUUCUUCGCCGUCCUCCUGUCGGCCGGCCUCGCGGUGCUCGCGUCGGGCCUCGUCCAGAACCACGGCGAGCGCUUCUGGAUCGUCUCGGGGCUCGUGGGCGCCGGCUACGGCGCCGUCUUCAGCCUCACGCCCAUCAUCAUCACCGUCAUCUGGGGCGUCGAGAACGUGGGCACCAACUGGGGCAUCGUCGCCAUGUUCCCGGCCCUCGGCUCCACCAUCUGGGGCCUCAUCUACUCGGCCGUGUACCAGGCCGUCGCGCGCAGCCCCGCGCCUGCGGACGGCGGCGGCCCCUCGUCGUCGCACGACGAGGACGAGGAUCUCUUUUGCUAUGGCACGCGUUGCUAUGCGCCUACCUUUUGGGCCAUGACGUUGAGCGUCUGGAUCGCAUGCGGCUUGAUCUUGUGGGCCUGGAAGGGAAAGAAUGGAUGGUCUCGCAGGGGCGUUGUCGUAUAA
This is a messenger RNA of Thyridium curvatum, 1782 nucleotides long. RefSeq lists its product as uncharacterized. Gene Ontology annotation, cellular component: membrane. Gene Ontology annotation, molecular function: transmembrane transporter activity. The record is from RefSeq and is a predicted model, not a curated record. The transcript has a single exon. Lineage: Eukaryota; Fungi; Ascomycota; Sordariomycetes; Thyridiales; Thyridiaceae. Bases 1 to 1782 code for a protein of 593 amino acids. Gene Ontology annotation, biological process: transmembrane transport.